This is a messenger RNA of Anastrepha ludens (Mexican fruit fly), 657 nucleotides long. RefSeq lists its product as uncharacterized. The transcript has 2 exons. The annotation marks the transcript as partial. The record is from RefSeq and is a predicted model, not a curated record. NCBI's taxonomy places the organism in Eukaryota, Metazoa, Arthropoda, Insecta, Diptera, Tephritidae. Gene Ontology annotation, molecular function: catalytic activity.
AUGACGGCUGAAGGACUAUUAUAUGGCUCAGAAAUAGAUGACACAGUGCGUGAAAACCGAUUGGUAGUAAGUGGCUCCAAUGCGCAUCACGAUCUCUGGCAUUCAAGCCUACCAAACGAUCGUAAGGGACAGCGAUUGGCUGAGCAAAUGGACGAUUCGACAUUCAGCACUGUGAACGACGAAGCCCCCACCAAGGUAGUGGGCAAUUGCAGAAGCUCGCCUGACCUAACAAUAGCUAGCGCGGGUCUGAUAAAUAGCAUCACGUGGCGACCUAUGCUAUCGCUUGCAUCAGACCACUUGCCCAUUAUCGUCUCGAUUGAGAGACCUGCCGACUUUGUUUCCGCGAACCACCGGUUCUAUUUUAACUUUAAAAAAGCUAAUUGGGCCGGCUUCACGGAAUUCACCGAGGACACCUUCGCCGCUCUUCCCAUCCCCACUGCUGUGCGCGUUGGCGAACGCGCAUUCCGCAAGGUGCUCACAGCUGCUGCGGCCCGCUUCAUUCCAGCUGGAAGUUUCAAGGACAUCCAUCCUCAUUUCCCAGUCGAAGCAGCCAGUUUGGCAAACGAGCGCGACCACCUACACCAGGCCGAUCCCGUGGAUCCCCGCAUAAGGGAUCUCAAUUUGGAGAUCCGGCAACUGGUAGAUCAACACAAGCGG